AUGGCUUCGGCAGGCGCGAACCCCUUCAAAUCUCCCAAAACGCCUCGGCGAACCAAAACUCCCGAGUCUCGUCAAGUGCAUUUCGAGCCUGAGGCUAAACCGGCAGUCACUGCUCCUUCAUCCUCAUCGACUGGUGGCUUCAAUACCGAUCGCAUCACGGGAUACACUACAGCCAAUUCUCCUAGCGGUGGCUUCAGUGCUGGAGUCAACGGCGUCUCUGCUCCCAAGACCCCUCCUGGAAUCAAAAUCGCUGCUCCAGCUACUUCUUCUACCUCUGCCUCUACUUCUGCCCCCGAGAAAAAGGUAGAGACUCAGCCUACAAACUUCCCCGCUCUUGGAUUAGGCGCCAACCAGCUGCAGUGGCAUUACAGUGCCAACCCGACUCAGAGUCUCGGUCACCAGCUGCCGACCAGUUUCAUCUCGCCACCUCCUCAAGCCUUUCAGCAACAAUUCUUCUCCCCUCCUCAAUUUCAUCCUGCUUCCUACAUCAACACAGGACCAAACAACAUCACCCCAUCUCCAUCUCCUACUCCGACUCCCAUCACAUAUAUCGGCGUAGGCCCUCAGUCUCCUGCUCUCAACCUCAACCAAGCCAACACGAUGGGCGACUAUCAGAACGCUGCGCCUCCUGUCCACGGGCUGCACUUCCAGCCGCCCGUGCCUGAUACCACGUUUGGUCCUAUGCAACACAUCUACGUGCCUCGCCAUGAUGGUGGCCUUGCCGGUCUUCAACAGCCAGCUGUCGGUACCAUGGCUCCCCAGCCUAGUGCCUACGGAGGCUAUGUUGUUCAGCAGCAGCAGCAGCCCUACUACGUCCAGCAGCCGACCAUGGGCCAGCAGCCAGUUCUCAUCGCAGGUCAGAUGCCGCAGGUGCAGCAGCAGCAGUUUGUACCGCAGAUGCAGCACGUCCCAGGCGUCCCCGCGGUCGGUCUGGCGGGCGGAACUGCUGUGCCCGGCACGGUCCCCGUCUUUGCAGGUAAUGUCCCUGGUGGUGGUGGUUGUUCUCAACAUAUCCCCGAAGUCAUGGGUGUUGGUCGUACUGCGGGCGAAGAGCAGCUCCGUCAGAUCAAGUUUGCGCAUGCGAACAAACUGCACGAGCCUCAGGACUUUAAGCCCGCUGAUGAUGACCCUUCCCGUUUCUACUAUGUCCGUGAAGUUGACGGGAACUGGACCCAGCGCAACCGAUUUACCAUUGAUCACAUGGGCGAUUCCAAGUGGCGAAGCGUCUCGCGAGCCACGGUGCACGAAAAGCACGAGAGUGGCAGAAGAAGAUAA
Fusarium coffeatum is the source of this 1275-nucleotide messenger RNA. RefSeq lists its product as uncharacterized. The record is from RefSeq and is a predicted model, not a curated record. Lineage: Eukaryota; Fungi; Ascomycota; Sordariomycetes; Hypocreales; Nectriaceae. The coding region runs from base 1 to 1275 and encodes 424 amino acids. The transcript has 4 exons.